Messenger RNA from Aphanomyces invadans, 210 nucleotides. RefSeq lists its product as hypothetical. The coding region runs from base 1 to 210 and encodes 69 amino acids. The record is from RefSeq and is a predicted model, not a curated record. The transcript has 2 exons. NCBI's taxonomy places the organism in Eukaryota, Oomycota, Saprolegniomycetes, Saprolegniales, Verrucalvaceae.
AUGCAAAGUCUUAUUGCACCAGACUUUGACGAAACAAACAUCUUGGUGCAAACGAUCAGCUGCCCCAUCUUGGGCAUGUUAUACACGUUAAAAAAAGUGCGCAUUGAACCGACUACAUUUAACAACGACAUCAACAAGCAAAGGCGACGUGAUUUUGCACUCAAGCUCAAGCCACACCAAGAAAACGGGGACUAUAUUGCGGACCUUUAG